Molecule: messenger RNA, 1216 nt
Organism: Cajanus cajan (pigeon pea)
Lineage: Eukaryota; Viridiplantae; Streptophyta; Magnoliopsida; Fabales; Fabaceae
Product: protein FLUORESCENT IN BLUE LIGHT, chloroplastic
Biological process (GO): chlorophyll biosynthetic process
Molecular function (GO): protein binding
Source: RefSeq, a predicted model, not a curated record
GUAAUUCAGCGCACAAGACACGGAUUGUUAUCCCAACGUUUAUCCUUUCACUUUCAGCUCAGCAAAACAAACUGAGCAAUGGCGGUUCUGAUCCGCUGCUCUUGCUUCCUCGCACGCCCUCGCUUCUCACAACCUCAAUUCUACGCCAACAACCCCAAACCCCUACUCCCAGGAAAACUAGCUUGUCUUUCUCUGAAACCGGACAAGGGUGUUCCACUCUUUAAGGAUACGUUUGAUAGGUCUUCUGAAAUUUCAAGUUUGCUGCACUGCUCAAAGUGUAAGGAAGAUAUGCACCAAAGGUUCCCGUCACUGAUAUUUCUAGCUAGCAAUAUUUUGAUGUUCUCUAUGCCUAAUACAGCUUUGGCUGAAACGUGUGAAGCUGAUAACUCUGUUUUCAAUAUGCCUGUACUGCUGGCAGUAGCUCUCAUUGGAGCCACUGUAGGAGGGUUGCUUGCUCGGCAAAGAAGAAACGAAUUACAGCGGGUAAACGAGCAAUUAAUCCAAAUCAACACAGCUUUAAGGAAGCAAGCAAAAAUUGAGUCGUAUGCCCCUAGCUUGAGUUAUGCUCCCAUUGGUAGUGGUAGGAUACCUGAUAAUGAAAUUAUUGUUGACCCAAAGAAGCAGGAGCUAAUUGCUAAAUUGAAAAAUGGGAAGAACUUUCUAAGGAAUCAACAGCCAGAUAAAGCAUUCACAGAGUUUAAGAAUGCACUUGAGCUUGCCCAAAAUAUGACGGAUUCUAUUGAAGAGAAAAAAGCUGCUAGAGGUCUAGGAGCCUCACUGCAAAGACAGGGGAAGUACCGAGAAGCUAUUAAAUAUCAUUUGAUGGUGCUGGCCAUCUCAGAAAGAGAAGGAGAGGACUCAGGGAAUACAGAAGCUUUUGGGGCAAUUGCUGAUUGCUACACUGAGCUUGGAGAGCUUGAGAAAGCAGGGCAAUUCUAUGACAAGUAUAUUGCAAGAUUGGAAAAGGAUUAAUUGUGACAUGUUUAACAUUUCUUCAAACAAAUAACCAAUGUUGGACUACUAGACUUUCCUCAUUGCUUGUUACCAUCGGAUUUUUCACCUUCUCAUGUGGAACUUCAGAUCAUUCAGUUCCUAUUAAUUUUUUGGCUGCAAAUGCUUAAAUUGAAUUUUAGAGGCUACACAGAAAUCAUGUUUCAAGAUUGUGAAUAUCAGUCCAUGAGGUAGUCAGUAAUGGUGACAUUUAUGUUUAUCGUCA